AUGUCUCAGUUACCAACCAUCGGUAAAACGUAUAACGAAUAUAUGUGGGAUGACCCGCCAUCACUGCUCGAAUUAAGCCUGCAAGCAUUUGCGAAAUUCAUCUACGAAAACAACCGACUUCCAAAGAUCGAGAAUCCGCUUCCGGCUCAUCUCUCCAACGCAUUAGUGCGCGUUCUCAACGAUAACAACUGGCUCACCGAAAAAACGCUUAGCGUUUUGGAUGAACGAUUCGAACUCACUGAGAUGCAAAUAUUUGAAAAGGAAAAGUUCGAUGAUCGGUUCCUCAGUGCUUUAUGGAAUGUGAUUGAAUUUCACCAAAUUGAGCGUCUCUAUCUCUCAAUUUUAGCAAACAGUACUGGCCUCCUGACGGAUUCAUUUGAACCCGAUAGACUGAAUUCGAUUAAUGAAAUACAUUUGAAAAUACGUGAGUGUUUUUUGAUUGCUUUCGAAUAG
This is a messenger RNA of Gongylonema pulchrum, 453 nucleotides long. The record is from the annotation of a GenBank genome assembly. Lineage: Eukaryota; Metazoa; Nematoda; Chromadorea; Rhabditida; Gongylonematidae.